Messenger RNA from Exophiala viscosa, 1978 nucleotides. RefSeq names its product gamma-butyrobetaine dioxygenase. The record is from RefSeq and is a predicted model, not a curated record. NCBI's taxonomy places the organism in Eukaryota, Fungi, Ascomycota, Eurotiomycetes, Chaetothyriales, Herpotrichiellaceae. Gene Ontology annotation, cellular component: mitochondrion. Gene Ontology annotation, molecular function: oxidoreductase activity. The transcript has a single exon. The coding region runs from base 160 to 1758 and encodes 532 amino acids. Gene Ontology annotation, biological process: carnitine biosynthetic process.
CUCGGAACUACACUUUCAUUCUAUCAAAGGUAUUUCUCCUCUUCAUGAUCCUCCGUCUUUAUAUCGCAUCGAGUUGGUCUCGUAAAUCGCGCUCAAUGAAGUUCUGCUCCCUUUCGGUUUGUCCGUGAUUUGAGGGCAACGGAGUGGACGCAUCGCUCGAUGCAUACAUCAUCUUUGUUCAGAUCUCACCUUGGGCGUUCCCUCAAAUACCUUAAUGUAACAGGUCAUACCACAACACGGAGCAGGAUCAAGCUCAAUGUGCCACGAUGUCACCAAACCAGGACUCUCAAUAUAGGGACUGGAUGGGGUACUUUGACUAAAAAGGUCGGCAUUCCUACCAUCAGAAAACAGUUAGUCAGAGGUCGACGUAGAGGGAAAGUAAAGACGCCAUUCGGGACAGAGCUUACUACUACUGCUCACGACGAUGCAGACCCGGGUGCUCAGGACGGAAAUUCUGUGUACGAACCUGUCAACCCCUUAGAGCAGGUCUCCAGUACCACGGGCGUCCGCCAACCGCUCAUCUCACCAAUCCUCGUUCGCGAUGCCUGUAAAUGCUCGCAGUGCAUCGACUCAUCCGACAAACAACGCAACUUCUCCUACUCCGACAUACCAUCCGACACAUCAUUUCGCGAUGUACAACUCGACGAGAAGACAGGCAUCGUCAAAGUCCGCUGGAACAAUGACAUCCCCUCCGCCUCCCCCGACCAUACAAGUACAUUCGACCACGAGACCAUAGCCAACUUAACAGCCAUCUACCGCCACCAGCAGCGCUACAAGCUCACCAAGCGACCUCUCAGGCUCUGGGACCAAAAGUCCUUCCAGCGAGAUACCAGCCGCAUCGACUUUAACGACUAUAUGACACAUGGCCCCACCUUCGCCAACGCAAUGCACCUCCUCUGGCGCGACGGCCUACUCUUCCUCGAUGGAGUCCCCGAGACCGAAGACUCUGUCGCACAAAUCGUCAAUCGCAUCGGUCCGUUACAACAGACCUUCUACGGCCCAACAUGGGAUGUAAGGUCCGUUCCCAACGCCAAAAACGUCGCCUACACCUCUAAAUAUCUCAGCUUCCACAUGGAUCUGCUAUAUAUGCGCGAUCCGCCGGGCUUCCAAUUCUUGCACUGCGUCCACAACACCUGCGAAGGAGGCGAGUCGCGCUUCGCCGACACAUUCAAGGCUCUCGACCAACUCAUCUCCGAGUAUGGCACCGAGUACUUCGACGCACUGCGCAAUUUCCUCAUCCGCUACGAGUACGACAACGACGGCUUCUUCUACUCGGACCAAAAACCCACGGUAAUGGACCGGGGAAAGGUUGACGAACCGCCCCGCCAGAUCAUGUUCGCCCAGCACGAACAGCUGAUCCGAGAUGUCGGCCGCGUCUUCUGGUCGCCUCCUUUCGUCGGCUAUAUAGAGCCACAGGCGAGCGAAAAGGAGCACGCCCUGUUCGUCAAGGCGAGCAAAGCCUUCUCCGACAUCAUGGAGCAGCAACAAAACGUGGUCGAAGAGAAAAUGGAUAGCGGCACCUGCGUCAUCUUCGACAAUCUCCGUGUAGUGCAUGCGCGGAACGCCUUUAACAUGAACUCCGGCAAACGGUGGCUGCGCGGCGCCUACCUCAACCGCCAGGACUUUAUCAGCAAGGCCGUCUCCGUCGUUGAUGACAUGCCCAUGAUGCGCAAGGGAAGGUUCUAUCAAUUUAUCCCAAACCCAGAGGGUGAGGCUGAUGCAGACACCACUCCUAUUUCAGGGAAGUUGCCUGCAUAGUGGCAACACGCUGUUCGGCCUUCUUGUGUUGUAUCGUGGUUUUAGAAGCGAUGAUCUGCAUAGCAGCUACGUAGCGAUUGUGCUCACGAGCAUUCCGAAUAUAACUGUCUUUUGUAUUACCACUUAUGACGAGUGAUCGCUAUGUAGAGACCCGUUGCAUACCAUGACGCCGGCAUUGUUGAAGUCUCAUAGAGCUCGUCAUCCCCAUGCAGGUCGUCAU